AUGAAUUUUUUAAAACUUGUCAACGUUUUCCUUGAGCCUCCGGAUGAAUUCAACAACACCACCCACCACCAAUCUGAAGAACCCCAACGAUCUCUCUGUCGGUAUAAACUACCGAGACAGGCUAUCUGUCAAGGGUUCAAUGUUAGAUUUGAUUCAGGGAUGUGCGAGUUGUAUCGUUACCAAUCGGUUUAUUUUACACCUUUACCUAAAAACAAGUCAACACCAACUUUCACUUUUCUGGUUCAAAUAAAACUCAAGCCAGACUCAACUGCCUUCAACAAAUCUCGGUCUCAGUUCAAAGUCGGUUUUUCGGUUCCAAAUAUGUCGAUAUCAUCGAGCAGCACGUCGGAUAAUAACGAUUCCGGAGUUAAGGAUAAAAUGAGUGGCGGAUCUUGCGGUACUACAUCUUGGGAUGCCUAUUGGAUAGGUAAUGAGUUAUUGUACCAGCUGACGAACAAAUAUACAUGCAGCCUCCAUGUUUAUCUCUCCGUCAACGAUUCCGGAAGAGCCAAACUUUACUACUCAUAUUACGACCGUCUGGUUGUUGGUGGGGAGAAUGUUAACUACAAGUUGAUCACUUUGAAUUACUUCGGUGGAAACAUGAGCACAGCUGACGGUUUCUCUUCCAGGGAGGGGAGGCACUUCUCGACGUAUGACGAUGACAAUGAUCCAGAUUCCAAUGUUAACUGUGCUCUCGUCUGCGCAGCAGGAUGGUGGUAUAGUGGAUCACUAACAGGUUAUGGGUCGUGCGGUUUCACAAAUUUCAACACCCACUAUCCCAACUUUCUGACGUACUCUUAUGGUGAAUUCUUCCAGCUGUUCAGCUCCCAAAUGUGGAUGCAAUGCUUCUAA
Helobdella robusta is the source of this 852-nucleotide messenger RNA. RefSeq lists its product as hypothetical. Bases 1 to 852 code for a protein of 283 amino acids. The record is from RefSeq and is a predicted model, not a curated record. NCBI's taxonomy places the organism in Eukaryota, Metazoa, Annelida, Clitellata, Rhynchobdellida, Glossiphoniidae. The transcript has 6 exons.